AUGUUCAUCUGCAUCCGGCACGGCGACAACCAGCGCUUUCUGGCCAACACCGACUGCCCGGUGCUGCUGCUGCUGCUCUACGUGCGGAGGAAGGCAGGGGCGCCGGCGGGGGCAGUCAUCGACCUGUGCGACGCGCUGGGCACCCCCAAGCUGCUCUUCCAGGCCAAGGCGCAGAGCGAACGGGCCAGCAAGUUCUUCCCGGUGCCCGGCGCCUGCUACUACGUGUGCCGCGUGGAGCUCGGGGCGCCCGGUGGGUGCCCCUCCGCGUGCCCCCCCCUCAACCCCAGCCCGGCGGGGCACCUGGGGCGCUGCAAUGAGCGUGCCGGGGCUCUGCCGCAGGGCCGCAGCAGGAGCGUGCGUGCCGGGCCUUCGUGCCCCUCCUCAAGGACCCCAGCCCGGAGCUGA
Molecule: messenger RNA, 405 nt
Organism: Dromaius novaehollandiae (emu)
Lineage: Eukaryota; Metazoa; Chordata; Aves; Casuariiformes; Dromaiidae
Gene: C11HXorf65
Product: chromosome 11 CXorf65 homolog
Exons: 3
Coding region: 1-405 (134 amino acids)
Source: RefSeq, a predicted model, not a curated record